Messenger RNA from Spodoptera littoralis (African cotton leafworm), 1011 nucleotides. Lineage: Eukaryota; Metazoa; Arthropoda; Insecta; Lepidoptera; Noctuidae. The record is from the annotation of a GenBank genome assembly.
AUGAUUCCGUUGCUGUUUGCUCUUUGUACAGUUGUGUCGGCGGUGAACUGGGAUGCGCCGCCACAGUAUGACCCCGUAUGGCUGGCUAGUGUGCAACUGUACCCACCUGCUCCUGCUCUUAAUGACACCCGUUUUUGGGGUUCCGGAUGGGUCAACGAUGCUGAUGUUGAAUUCAGACUGUUUACAAGGCGAAACCCGUUCGAUUUUCAAGUGCUAACAACGAAUGACUCUGCAUCUCUACACCAAUCAAAUUUCGACUUUAGCAAAAAAGUUAAAGUGCUUACUCAUGGUUGGCUAAACCAUGGGUACAGUCCUAUGCCAGAGUCUAUCAAAGAAGCUUACCUUAAUGUGAGCGACCUCAACAUCAUUGUGGUGGAUUGGGGUGUCGCAGCUAACGUUAAUUAUAUCUUGGCCAGUUACAACGUGGCCUCCGUUGGCCGUCUUCUCACGGAGUUCCUUAACUUUCUCAUUGAAGAGGGCGUUUCAAUGGAUGAUGUCCAUCUUAUCGGCCACAGCUUGGGAGCUCAUGUAGUAGGCAUAGCUGGAGCUUACAUCAAGAAGGGACCUAUUGAUACUAUUACUGGUUUGGAUCCAGCGUUGCCGUUAUUUACGCUUGGUAACAAGGACGCUCGGUUGGACAAACACGACGCUCGUCACGUGGAGGUCAUACACACUUGUGGAGGUUACCUCGGGUUCGCGUCUCCUCUUGGUCAUAUUGACUUCUAUCCGAAUGGAGGCACUCGACAGCCUGGCUGUGGGACUGACUUUAGAGGUUUCUGUGCCCACAAUCGUGCCCACAUGUACUUCUCGGAGUCCAUCAUAUCCGACGUGCCGUUCACAGCGGUCCGGUGUGAGAGCUACGACGAGUUGUACUACUCAGGAUCUUGUAAGGGAACUGGAGAGACUCUUGUCAUGGGCGGAUUUGAUAUUCAUUAUGGGAAGGAUGGUGUGUACUACCUAAGGACAAACGCUGAGAAACCCUUCGCGCUGGGGGAUGGUGACCCAACAUGA